Molecule: messenger RNA, 1837 nt
Organism: Mytilus californianus (California mussel)
Lineage: Eukaryota; Metazoa; Mollusca; Bivalvia; Mytilida; Mytilidae
Exons: 10
Coding region: 271-1737 (488 amino acids)
Biological process (GO): snRNA transcription
Cellular component (GO): nuclear body
Molecular function (GO): RNA polymerase II general transcription initiation factor activity
Source: RefSeq, a predicted model, not a curated record
AAGGAUACAUUGAAGGAAGCUUGUUUCUGUACUGGUUAAGUAGUGCAGUACAAAUGUACAUUCAAAGAAGCUAGUUUCUUUACUGGUGAAGGAGUGCAGUAUAUUGAAGGAAGCUAGUUUCUGUACUGGUGAAGGAGUGCAGUACAAUGGAAGAAAGCUAGUUUCUGGACUGGUGAAGGAGUGCAGUACAUUGGAAGAAGCUAGAUGAACAAAAUCUUUGGACUUGACAGUAGUUCUUGCUAUCACUUUUGUUAUUCUUGAUGCUUAGAGAUGGCAGCUAAUCGACCAAGGAGACAUAAACCAGAGAUACCUACUCUUUACCAUGAUAAUGACAAGUGGAGCCUUAUAGAGAAAAGAAGAUACCAAAGAGCUUUGUUGAAGUAUAGUCCUCUAGAAGUAGAAAAAAUUUCUAAAUGUGUUCAAACCAAAAGUGCAAAGGAGGUAAAGGCAUAUUUAGAACUAAUGGAGAAGAAAGUAAAGAAAAAAGCGCAAGAAAGACCAAAAGAAGCAACAGAGCUGUGGGGUACUUUAGCUUCAGACUUAGUAUCAUGUGAAUUGAAGGAUUAUAGUGAAGCUUUAUCACAGGUAAUGGCUGUAGCAGGAAAUUUAGAAAAUCCUUACCCACCAGAUUCUCCUGAUGCUCCAGAUUACAGUUCUAUUUAUAGAUACAUGUCUGCUAUUCUCGCAGGGACCGAUUUACCAUAUUUAGGAUAUCUUGAAUGUAGUAUUGUUCAAGAUCUACUUCAUGGUUUGGUGGAUACAAUCAGAACAUCUGAUACAAGUAAACAGCAGGAGAUUAUGAUUAACAAAUAUCAUCUAUUGACCAGUAAAAUAGAUAUCAACAACACUAUGCUUAAUGUAAAGAGGUGUCGUAAAGCUGUCAAUAAUGAUUUUUCUGACUUUGAAAAAGCUGGGAAUGAUGCACACAGGCCCAGAUCUCCCAUACUUAUAGACGAGAGCGUACCAGUUUAUAAAAAAAAGAAAGAAGAGAGCACACCAGUCAAUAAAAGAAAGAGAGGUAGACCAGUGAAAAGAAUAUCUACCUCAUCUGAAACUGUACCUGCAGACAAGGAACCAGAAGACCAGUUGUCUACAAGUCAGGAUAAAGAAUCAAAUAGAACAGACAAAAUUUCUGACACUCCAGGAAAAAAAGGAUUGAGAAAAGAUUCUAGUCCUCUGCCUGGUCCAUCAGGAGAUGGCUCGGGUACAGAUAAAAGUCAAUAUCCAAAUUUAAAGAUGCAGAAUAAAUCUGAUCAAAAGGUUACCGAAACUCAAAAAAGUGCUACAAAAAGAGGUCAGUCAGCAAAAGCUACCACUAACGCUGAGGGUGACAGUUCUAAAGAGAAAUCUUUACCACCCAGUAUCAGUCAAAAACAGCCUGGACCGUCAGUUGAAACAACAUUUAGUUCUUUAGCACCCAAUGAAAAUGGUCAAGAUGAAGUAGAUGGAAGUCAAAAUGAAGAUAUUCCAAAGAAGCCUUCAUUGUUUACAUUGAAUCCAUUUUGUAUUCCAAUAGACUUAAUUAGAUUUAAUCCUUUGGUUUCACCAACAGUUGUCUUUAACCAAGUAAAAAAGAAUUUAACACAGAUUCCAGGUAUUGUACCAAAAACACAAAGGAAUGAAAGACAGCAGAAGGAUGGAGAGGUGGAUGUAAUUUGUAUGAAUGAGAAAAAACACAUUAUUGGUAGAGAAAAAUUCAUCUCUAUAGUUCGUACUAGCAUGAAUGAUGACGACUGAAAAUAUAAGUCAAAAAGAAAAGUUAAAUGCAAAAAAAAAAAUGCCUUUAAUGUUCAGGAUCAUGUCUUUUCUCAACUGUAAUAAAGAUUUUGAAAAAUGA